GAUAUGAAGUUUGCAGACGUGGCCAUUGCCUUCUCCCAGGAGGAGUGGGGGCUCCUUGAUGAGGCUCAGAGACUUCUGCACUGUGAUGUGAUGCUGGAGAUUUUUGCUCUUGUAGCAUCUGUGGGUUGUUGGCAUAAAAAGGAAGAUGAGGAGGCCCCUUCUGAGCAGAGUGUAUCUGUAGGAACAGAGCCACGGGUUGCGGCUGCUGAGAGAGCUCCUGCACCCCAGAAGACCCAUCCCUGUGGGCGGUGUGUCUCAGUCUUGAAAGCUAUUUUGCACCUGACUGAGUUCCAAGCAGCGCACCUUGAGCAGAAAGCAUCCUUCAGUGAUGAAUGUGUGAGAGGCUUCUGUUUCAGCACAAGUCUUCACCAUCAGCCGAGGCCUGCCAGUGCAAAGCAGCACUGGAAAAAAGAUAUGAAUGGGGCCUCAUUUGUGACCAGGUCCAGCUUUUACAUAUCAGAGCCACCUUUCAUCCAUGGGGAGGUUGGGGAUGACUUCCCAGCCAUCUCAGGCUUUCUCCAGCACCAGACCGCUCCUAACAGUGAAGAGCCACCUAGUGUUGGUGAAAUUGGGGUGGCCUUUCACAGUGGAAAAAGUUAUCACCUGUUGGGUGAAUGUGAAAAGGCUGCCAGCCACAGCAGAAGAGUCAUUCAGCAUCGCGGUAUAUGCUCUGAAGAAGGGCUUUAUGAGUGUAGCAAAUGUGGGAAAGCAUUUGGACAGGUCGUUAACCUCAUUCAACAUAGAAGAGUUCACAAUGGAGAAAAGCCAUAUAAGUGCAGUGUUUGUGGGAAAUGCUUUAACCGCAACUUUUUCCUCCUUCGACAUCAGAGUGUUCACACUGGAGAAAAGCCAUAUGAGUGCAGUGUUUGUGGGAAAUGCUUCAGCUGCAAAUAUAUCCUCAUUCAACAUGAGAGAGUUCACACUGGAGAAAAGCUUUAUGAAUGCAGCAUUUGUGGGAAAUGCUUUAGCUACAAAUUUAACUUCAUUAAACACCAGAGAAUUCACACUGGUGAAAAGCCCUAUGAAUGUAGUGAUUGCGGGAAGUUCUUCAGACAAAGCUCUGCCCUCAUUCAACACCAAAGAGUUCACACUGGAGAAAAGCCAUAUGAGUGUACAGAUUGUGGGAAGUCCUUCAGCCACAGCUUUGCCCUCAUUCAACACCAGAGAAUUCACACUGGAGAAAAGCCGUAUAAGUGCAGUAUUUGUGGAAAGUCCUUCAGCCAAAGCUCUGCCCUUAUUCAUCACCAGAUAGUUCAUACAGGAGAAAAGCCGUAUGCGUGUAGUGACUGUGGGAAAUGCUUUGGCUAUAGAUAUGUACUCAUUCAACAUCAGAGAAUUCACACAGGAGAAAAACCAUAUGAGUGUAGUGAUUGUGGUAAGUCCUUCAGACAAAGCUCUAGCCUCAUUCAACACCAGCGAGUUCACAGUGGGGAAAGGCCUUAUGAAUGCAGUGAAUGUGGGAAACACUUUUUCCACAAAUCUGACCUCACUGAACACCAGAGAGUUCACUCUGGAACUGGACCUUAUGAGUGUAAUGAAUGUGGGAAAUCUUUUUCCUGCAGAUCUAACCUUCUUAGACACCAGAGAGUUCACUCUGGAGAAAAGCCUUAAAUGUAUAGCGGAUAUUUUAUUUCCUUCCUUUGUAUAACAACACUGGAGGAGACUCUUCAAGAGCCAUUUACUUGAUUUUAUGUCUUUCAGCAGAUUAUACACUGUGCUAGAUUCCUUACAAGUUUUAGGUACAAGCAAGGCUUUAAGGAGCUGAGUUGCACUUUCUAACCUGCCCAGAAUUAUUACCCAAUUGAUGUCACUGCUAGAUCUUGUGACUGAAGCCAUUUCACCUCUACCACCUGGCUCACCUGCACAGUCUUUGUCAGUCACAACCCCAGUGUGCUCAGGGAAGCUGGCAUUUGUUCUCCCUUUUCCUUGUGGAAAUUAAGAAUAUUAUGCGCUUUCACCAGGAUCCUCAUUCCUUUUCCUGUGACUAGGGAAUGGGUCUGGUUCAGUGUGUGUUUAGAGGAACCAUUCCCAGCUAAGAACUACUACCUCUUUUAGGGACUGUGUUGUACAAACUCCUUGCCGUAUACUG
This is a messenger RNA of Pteronotus mesoamericanus, 2089 nucleotides long. RefSeq names its product zinc finger protein OZF-like. NCBI's taxonomy places the organism in Eukaryota, Metazoa, Chordata, Mammalia, Chiroptera, Mormoopidae. The coding region runs from base 4 to 1611 and encodes 535 amino acids. The transcript has 2 exons. Gene Ontology annotation, biological process: regulation of DNA-templated transcription. The record is from RefSeq and is a predicted model, not a curated record.